Messenger RNA from Zingiber officinale, 1504 nucleotides. Its product is annotated as protein IQ-DOMAIN 6-like. The coding region runs from base 16 to 1368 and encodes 450 amino acids. Gene Ontology annotation, molecular function: protein binding. The record is from RefSeq and is a predicted model, not a curated record. NCBI's taxonomy places the organism in Eukaryota, Viridiplantae, Streptophyta, Magnoliopsida, Zingiberales, Zingiberaceae. The transcript has 5 exons.
CAUCUUGCAUUCACAAUGCCACAUUUAUUGGAUUCCUCUCUGCGUCCGCUUUCCCCUCUUUCUAAAUCAUCUCUCGCCCUCUCAUUUGAAUUUGAACACACCCUCGCUCCUCCCUCCCUCCCUCUCAAUCGGCUGCGACGAGUGGGAAUUUGUGAAGGGAUGGGCGGUUCAAGGAAGUGGAUGAAGUCCUUGAUAGUAGGACUCAAGAAACAAGAGGAAGUUAGCUCUGAAAAGGAUGGGAGGAAUCGAAAGAGCGGGGUGUGGAAGAAGCUAUGGAGGAGCUCCUCCUGGGACCACCUCCCUCUGCGCCAGGGCUCGAGGGGCCGCCGCCACCGGCCGACGGCGUCGUCCGAGGCUCCGGACGCUUCCUCCGACGCUAACGCCGCCGCCGUCCGCGUUCCGCCGAGGGACCUCCGGGUGGUCCGGCAGGAGUGGGCGGCCAUCCGCAUCCAGACCGCCUUCCGCGCGUUCCUGGCGCGGCGAGCGCGGCGGGCGCUGAGGGGGAUAGUGAGGCUUCAGGCCAUCGUGCGCGGCCGGCAGGUGAGGAAGCAGGCGGCGGUGACUCUGCGGUGCAUGCAGGCUCUGGUCCGAGUGCAGGCGCGCGUCCGGGCGCGCCGGGUGCGCAUGUCCUCCCAAGGCCAGGCCGUGCAGCGCAUGCUCGACGUCCGCAGGGCCAAGCUCGAUCCUCUCAAGGAAGCAGAGGGAGGAUGGUGUGACAGUCCGGGCACAUUAGAAGAAGUAAGAUCGAAGCUGCAGAUGAAGCAAAAAGGAGCUGCGAAGAGGGAACGGGCUAUUGCUUAUGCCUUUUCUCAACAGCAGCCAAAGCAAACGAGAACGGCUAAGCAUCAAUCCUUGGACAAGAGCAGCGGAAGCUGGAGUUGGCUUGAGAGGUGGAUGGCUGCAAAGCCCUGGGAGAACAGAUUGCUGGAUCGCAAGAUCCCGAACGAUCUCUCCGAAAUCGAAUUGAAAGAUGACUGCGUUUACGUUCCCAACUCAGUGAAGGUGAAGAAAAACAGUAUCAGCACGAGGAUUUCAGUUCGACCUCCUCCAUCGGCGGCCAACCACCCGAGCUGCAAAACUCGGUCUGCUUCCUCCCCGAGCACGGACAACUGCUACAACGGGAGCUCGUCGUCGCCGUCGUCGGUGUGCGUUUCGACGCCGAUCUCGAACAGCACUCUUUUAGCUUCGGACCGGCCGGGCUUCAUGGGCCUGACUGAGUCGACCAAGGCGAAGCGGAAGACGAGGCUGGGGGGAUACUCUGUGGACGAUCACUGCCAUAGGAAGACCUCGAGCAUGGACAUGAAGAAGAGCAGCGAGUGUUUGAAUACCUCGGCCUUUUCUUGCAGUCUGGAAAACUCACUUCCAUAGAAGCGUUGCAUUGUUUUGUAUCUUGGAUUCCUUCGAGUUUUCUUUUACAGUCCUUGGUGUGGCUCCGGUGCUUGUUGUUGUGAUGUGAUUAGUAGAAUUCUGAUUAAAUUUUCAACUGUGUUAGAGAUUGACGUGA